This is a messenger RNA of Anopheles gambiae (African malaria mosquito), 1237 nucleotides long. It is a transcript of the gene mRpL28, whose product is annotated as large ribosomal subunit protein bL28m. Bases 121 to 1077 code for a protein of 318 amino acids. The transcript is spliced from 2 exons. The record is from RefSeq and is a predicted model, not a curated record. Lineage: Eukaryota; Metazoa; Arthropoda; Insecta; Diptera; Culicidae. Gene Ontology annotation, molecular function: structural constituent of ribosome. Gene Ontology annotation, cellular component: mitochondrial large ribosomal subunit.
CGAUAAGAAACAAAUCGCAACCAUCGGCUGCGCACAACAUAACAGAGCGGAAAAGAUUCGCCAACAAAUACAUUCUUUUGUUGAUAUUUUCUACCAAACAUUGCCGAAAUUUGCUAUUGAAUGGCUUCAGCGACACCUCAGGGAGCAAAGCUGCUCUAUGGGUUGAGGAAAUCGAACAAAUUCGCCAAAGGGCUCGGGGCCAUGCUGCCCCAGGCUUACCGGAAGUUUUGGAACGAAUGGAAAAACCAAACGCCCGCGGCCGUACAUUACGUCCCGAAGGAUGGUAAGUGUGAUGGGGGAGGGGGAAGUGAACCCACACAAAGCAGGCUGCCUCAAACGCGACCACUCAAUCACUUUCUUUCGCCCGUAGGUAUGUUCCAGCGGGAAGACAUUACCGGACUCGUAUCGCCCAUCCAGAACGUGCCACUGCCGCUCAUUGAUCCGCCGGAAGCGCACGACGGCAUCUGGGGCGGUGAGGCGGUGAUCAAGGGCUUCCAGAAGCGCAACCAGUACAAACGGCGCGUGCCACACUUCUGGGUGCCGGUGCUGCGCCGCUCGGUCGUGCACAGCCGGGUGCUGAACGAGUACAUGGCGGUGACGGUGACCGAUAGGACGCUCGCCCAGAUCCACGACCACCAUGGGUUCGAUCACUAUCUGCUGAAAACCCCGGCCUGCGAUCUACGCUCACUGCUCGCCAUCAAGCUGAAGAAGAAAGUGCUGGAAGAGCUGGCCGCUGGCUGCCCGCGGCUGGCGGCGGAACCGUCCAAGCAGCAGGAGUACCUGAAAGAGUUCGCCUGCUACCUGGAGCAGUACACGCCGGAGGAGAUCGAGUGGUACGGGCUGACCUAUACCGAGGCGCUGAUGAAGAUGAAAAGCAUCACCGAAGAGCACGACGCCCAGCUGCCCCAGAAGCUGCUGUUCCGGCAGAAGCUGAUCGAGCAGCUGCGGGAGGCCGGCAUCCGGGAAGCGCAGGAAGGCGAAAGUGGCGGAUCCGAGGUGGAGGAGCUGAAGGGAAUCAAGGAUUCUGCCUCCUCCUCUUGGUUGUCGAAGCUUAGCUUUAAACCGAAAAAUUGGUAGACUGAGGGAGGCGACGCGUCUUUCGUUAGUGUGCGUGUGUGUAAUUUGGGUGAAUUAGAAGUACGCGCGGGAGUCCUGUUUUAAUUCCACUGUCUGUGCCAGUGAAUGAAACAACCAACAAACCACGCCUGUUAAUAAUAGUAACCAAACAAAAACAAAA